GCAGACAGGGACAGAGACACUGAGAGGGAUGGAGCAGGAUGCUGCCCGGUGGAGGAUCUGAGGCGGUACCACAUACUUUCUCCCUCCUUGAGCGCAUCAACGAGCUCUGAUCCAUAGGUGGAAAGCAGAGAGAUCUUCACAGACAAGAUCACACAAAUGUAACAAUUACGAGUGGAGAGGAGAGCUGAAAAAAAGGGGGGUGGAUUUUAAGGAAACCGAAGGCAUCAAAGUCUACAUUAUUAAGGAGGAUUUGAGGAGUCUGCGCUUAUAAUCCGACAUCAGAGGCGGAAUGUGAAUCCAAAUAACUUAUGUUAAUUAGAGAUUUUAACGAAUAUGAUGCGAUUUGAACGGCUCUGAAGCACCGAGAGAAGAAUUUUAGAUUGGCCACUUGAAUUUAAAAAUCUGUAUUUUUUUUAGGGGGAGUGGUGGGGGCUGCUUGUGUUCACCGUCGACUUUCCCCCAGAACUGGUUUGCAGCCUCUGUACGGUCAUAUGCGACUAAAAAGCAGUUGGCUAUCAGAGGUUGUAUCGGACUACUGUGCGUUUGUGCUCAUGGCACACACUGGAGUUAUCAUUAUUUCGGACUGAGGGGAUGAUUUUAGUGCGCCUGUUCCGCAAUGAUUUCCGCCUAAUUUCCCAGGUCCGACUGAGGUCUGCCAGACUUUGUGGAAAAGGAGAUUAUUGUCUGUUGUCAAUGUUUAUCAAACCCACGGCAUUCUGCAGCGCAACUCAACACAGUGGACGGCAAGAAAAUCCCGAGGAGUGACAACGGACAUUCACACGACGAGCCACGAAAGCUCCGGAUCAACUUCAAAACUAAAGCGCACAAGUUUUAAGUCUGGAAUAUAAGAAUAGAUGAUUCUCAGAGGACAGAAGACAAAAUACACCUAGGCCUACAAAAUGUUCAAAAGGGGCUGUGGGCUGGAGUUCCUGCUGGUUCUCUGUGGGCUCGAGUUUUCCUGGUCCUGCCCCCGUCACUGUAUCUGCUACACUGCACCCAGCACAGUCUCCUGCCAAGCCCACAACUUCCUGUCGGUCCCUGAAGGCAUUCCUCCUGACAGUGAGCGCAUCUUCUUACAGAACAAUAAGAUCCAUCGUUUACUUCGGGGCCACUUCAGCACCGACACGGUCACACUCUGGAUCUACUCCAAUAACAUCACAUACAUCGAGCCCUCCACCUUCCACGGCUUCACGCUGCUUGAGGAGCUGGAUCUGGGAGACAACCGCCACCUGCGCUCCUUGGCUGAAGACACCUUUCAUGGGCUGACUCGGCUCAAUGCGCUACACCUGUACCGUUGUGGGCUCAGUUCACUUCCUAAUAACAUCUUCCAGGGACUCAGAAACCUGCAGUAUCUCUACUUGCAGGAUAAUCAUCUGAAGUUUCUGCAGGAUGACACAUUUAUGGACCUCCACAACCUGAGCCAUCUGUUCCUGCACGGAAACCGUCUGUGGAGCAUCAACCAGAACACCUUCAGAGGCCUUCGAGCCUUGGACCGACUGCUUCUGCACCAAAACCAGAUUGAGUGGGUCGACCGCCUGGCCUUCCAUGACCUGAAACGUCUCACCACCCUCUACCUGUUCAACAACUCCCUGAUACAGCUGUCUGGACAGUGCCUGGACACGCUGCCCGCCUUGGAAUACCUACGCCUCAACGACAACCCCUGGUCAUGUGACUGCAAGGCCCAGUCCCUAUGGGAGUGGUUGAAACGUUUCCGAGGUUCAACGUCUUCAGUGGGUUGCCAGGCGCCGGCUGAUAUGGUUGGGAAAGACCUCAAGGAGCUUCGCAAGGAGGACUUCCCUAACUGUUCACCAACUGUACCUAAUUCGGAGUCCAGAGCCCAGACUAACAAUUUAUCUGGCACGGUGAAUCCAUCUAUGAAUCGUGGCGUGGUGGUAGGCUCUGGAGGACAGACCCACAUAGUUCACCCCUCGAGGCCUGGCCGUUCUCGGAACUGCACAAAGCCUCGUAACAGGGUUGGCAAGGGGAAAGGUGACAAUGAGGUUCACCACUCAAAGGAGGUCAUGGCAGACAAGGAGGAUUCCUCCCCAGAUUUCACAGAUGGGGGGAAACAUGACCACACGUCUCCAGACGGCACCGUCACACGGAGGAAGCACAAGUGCACUCCCCGGACCACUGUACGCCCCCCUAGUGGGGUUCAGCAAGCCAACAAUAGGGCAAGCUUAUCCCAGUCCUUACUACAUGUCUAUGCCCUCUUUGUGGCCUUGAUAACAACAAACAUUGACUACAUUCUCCGCUGACCUACAUAGGGUUUGGCAAACGCUAAUCACAAAAAAACACAGCCCUCAGACCCUCUCUUGCUCCUGCACUACAAGGCCUGUGUGUCUUUUAUGUAUGUGUGUGUGAGUGUGAUUAUAUGUGUAAAUGUUGUGUAGGGAGCUUUACUGUUCAGACUGAAACAGGCAUCAAAGCAUCAAACAUCUACAACAGAAAGACUCGCAGCACAAGAAUCGGAGGGACUGAGAGCCAGAGAACGAUGAAAGGUUAAUGCAGACCAAGCUUGCACUGCCACUUAUGUCAGUAUGAUUUCACUUCAUAUGUCUUGGUAUACAACUUCUGUUUUUCACUCAACUGGAGCUCAGAUAACCAAAAUUUGGUGAAAAUAGAGGAGAAAGAGUUGAGAGAGCAAACAAGGUAAAACUUGUUAGCUAGUUAGCUCUGAGACGGAAAAGCUGCUCCAUCCAGCUUUAAUUUUCAGUUCACAGAUUGUAAAUUGUUAUCAAGAAGGUACAAAUGGAAAGUCAAUAACCAUGGGAAGCCUCCAGCGUCAGUCCUAUCUUGCUCUCAUUCUUUCAGCCAAAUGUAUUUUUCUGUUGCAUCCUUUGCUAACAACAGGUUGGAACAAUUGAGUGUAAGUGGUUCUCAGAAACAAAGAGGUAAAGUGUAAGCGUGGCAAUAAAUUGUUAGUCAGUAUCAGUAUCUUACAACAAAAUGGAAAUCUAUAGCCACAGAUGUUAACAGAGCAACCAGUUAGCUCAUACACUGUAUGAAGCCCUAAUAAAUUGUAACUACUCACUACAUAAUGCUGGCUUUUUCAGGUACUGUACCAACCUUUCUGCCUAUUUAACAGUAUUUCUCAUCGGUAUUACAUUUCUUGACACAACUCUGCCUCCUUCUUCAUUUCCACCGCCUCUCUCCCUCUGUGCAACUGAAUAUUAAGCUGCUAAUUGUUUCAAGAUGACGAGGACUGCCAUGCGCUAUUUUCAUUUGCUUGGAAAACAAUUUGUGUCUCUGGGAGAUCAAGCUGUGAAUAUUGAAGAGUCUGUCUAUAUCUUGUGUCAGAUGUUGUUCAUUUGAUUUUUCUAUGACACAAAAUGGACCUAGAGACGGAUCCCUGCUGCAGGGCCAACAGGAGCCUUAGAGGUCGAGGGUCAAACGGGGCUUUCUCAGUUUCCCAGUGAGGUUGUGCUGAACUGAUUUCCUCCUCAGUGAGGGCAUACCUGCCUCAUUGAGAAUGUGAGGAACACAUUUUUUUUCUUAAUCACUUAACUUCAAAGGAAUACAAGAACUAGACUCAAGAAAAAAAUGUGUGUGUACCUUAACUGACUUGUGAUCAAUAAAAGAUUUUAAAAAAUAAACAUUUUGAAUGGAGCAUGGCAAAACAGGGAUCAUGCAGAGAGAAUAAUAAGUCCUUAUUAACUGAUGUGAUUGUCCAUGGAUGUGGCGGAUCCAAGACCAAGACAAUCGCUUCUGAAGUAACAAGGGGAUGCAGUACAAUGCAGACUGACAGAUGGACAAUUACAGGACAUCUUAUUAUACUUCUGGAGCUUUUGUGCCUCCCUUAAAUCUAAUGAUAGGAUGGUGUUUGUAUCAAUGAUGUGAACUGUACCGGUAACAGUGGAGACAAGAGGACUUCUUGCAGUGCUGAUAUUAAUCAUUUACUGUAUUACUAUGAGAAAAAACAAUAUCAGUGACAUCAAUGAUGAUAACAGGGUUUUCUGCUCCUCCUGUCAGGAGGAGUCUUUCGAUUUUUGAUUUUCUGGUGAUUUGUUUAUUUACGUAUUUUUCAUGUUAUAUUUUUAGAACCUUUUAUUUGUUAAUGCACAAUUCCUCACCUCCCUAUUUCUUGUUCUACUGUAUGCCUAUUCAUCUUCUUUCUUUGUCAUAAUCCAAUUGUUCAGUAAGUUAUCAUCAGAAAACAACAGUACAAAAAUGUUUAUAAAGAUAUUAAAAUCUAUAUCUUCUUAUGUCUAC
Molecule: messenger RNA, 4212 nt
Organism: Dicentrarchus labrax (European seabass)
Lineage: Eukaryota; Metazoa; Chordata; Actinopteri; Moronidae
Gene: rtn4rl1b
Product: reticulon 4 receptor-like 1b
Exons: 3
Coding region: 900-2258 (452 amino acids)
Cellular component (GO): plasma membrane
Molecular function (GO): protein binding
Source: RefSeq, a predicted model, not a curated record